Striga asiatica is the source of this 1108-nucleotide messenger RNA. Lineage: Eukaryota; Viridiplantae; Streptophyta; Magnoliopsida; Lamiales; Orobanchaceae. The record is from the annotation of a GenBank genome assembly.
GACCUUUUUCAAGACGCUGGCCAUAUCGUUUUCAACAAUGACACUUUUCACUGGAAUAACUCCUCUGUAUGGUUCAUGUCUGCUUUACGCGGGACCCGCCCCUCUCGUCUGGGGCUGGCUCGUCGUCUCAUUCUUCACGUGCUUCGUUGGGCUCGCCAUGGCUGAGAUUUGCUCAUCAUUCCCUACAACCGGAUCCCUCUACUUUUGGGCCAACUAUUUAGCUGGGCCCUCGUGCGGCCCAUUUGCAUCUUGGUGCUGUGACUGGCUUGAGACCAUAGGGCUGAUUGCCGGUAUAGGGACACAGGCGUAUGGAGGAUCUCAGACUUUACAGAGUAUCAUUCUGCUUUGUACCGGUACGAAUAAAAACGGGGGAUAUUUUGCUCCAAAAUGGCUAAUCUUGUGUAUGUACGUGGCGCUCACGGUUAUAUGGGCAGUGCUCAACACCUUCACUCUUGAAGUUAUCGCGUUUAUUGACGUCAUCUCCAUAUGGUGGCAGGUUAUUGGUGGAUUAGUAAUCAUGAUCGCACUUCCUCUCGUGUCCCUCACUAGGCAGCCGGCUUCAUACGUGUUCACUACAUUCGAGAUGGCUCCUGAGUCGACCGGGAUUUCUAGCAAGGCAUACGCAGCCAUUCUCUCUCUUCUCGUGAGUCAGUACUCUCUCUUCGGAUACGAUGCUGCAGCAUAUUUAACCGAAGAAACAAAGGAUGCGGACAAGAAUGGCUUAUGCAUAAUUCUAGGACUUCCCAUCCUCAAACUCAAUGUCAUAUUUACCGCCAUAACCUCAAUAUGCACGAUUGGGUGGGUCGGCGGCUAUGCUGUGCCCAUCUUUGGUAGACUAGUGAUGUCUGAAAGGGAUUUCAAUGCGGGGCCCUUCUAUUUGGGCAGAGGUAGGAGGCCUAUUUGCUUGGUAGCCUUUCUGUGGAUUUGCUACACUUGCUCGGUGUUCCUGUUGCCGACGUAUUACCCAGUUACUUGGCAGACGUUGAAUUAUGCACCGGUUGCGUUGGGCGUUGGUUUGGGUCUCAUCAUGCUUUGGUGGGUUGUUGAUGCAAGAAAAUGGUUCAAGGGUCCUGUUGGAAACAUUGAGGCGCCAAACGGGAAGGUUUAA